AACUCACUCAAUCAAAAUGAUAAGAAAUUCUUCCUGCAACUGAAUGCUCAUUGAUUCGAAUUUGUAUAUACCCCUACUCGAAAAAAAAAUCUCCAAACCCAAGGAGGGUGCUUGCACCCCUCCUCUACCAGUGGUAUAUAGUAUAUACCAUAUUAUAUUCCACAUCCAAACUCUUGGCCAACUGUUGCAAGAUCAAGAGAGGAAAGUGAGACUUGUCAACGCAUUCGCAAUUGUAUUCCUUCCUGCCCAACAGAGAAUCGUCGUUUUUUUGACGAGACAGACAACCACCACCACCCUCUCAACCUCGUUAAUGGCUGCUUCCACCUCGUAAUAAUAUAUUUAUAUUUAAUUUCCCUCUGUCUCCUUCUCCACCCUCGGUUGUUUUCUAACAUCUUCUGAAGCGCCAAACAACCCCUUACCGUUCUCCACCUUCGUCGCCCAGGCCCCGUUCAAAGAAGCGGCCAGAAAAUCCUGAAAGCCUUUCCAAGUCUGGUUUGUCCUUUCUCUGUCUUCCUUCCUGUCAUCAUUGAUUCCCUUCUUCUUCUCCGUCGAAAAUUUUCCAUACCCUCGAGAUAAUCUAAUUGUUAUUUCCCAUCGUCUCCCACGCUACGCCUCGUUUUCUCCGCUUCCGCUCUCUAUUUAACCAGGUCAUUGUCGUACCAACCCACCUACCCAUUUUCCUCUCCGCUGCUGUACAAUUUAACCCAUUUCCCCUUUCUGUCGACGGAAGAACUUAAUUUUCCUUCAGCUGCAUUCUUUCUUGCUGCCCUCUCCGUUGCUGCCUUCUCGGUUCAUAAUAAUCCUCUCUUCGCUCAAUCAGGUGAGGGUUUUGUUCUGUUUCUCCCUUUUGCUUCCUGUACUUGGGACACAACGGGAAAAUUGUGAUAAUAACAGCACUUUCUCUUUAGAUUCUGAUUGCAACUGCAACUGGGUUUUUUUGUUUGUUUUGUUUCCUAUAUGAUUGCAACCGCAUCGAAUAGAUCUCUAUUCAACAAUUGUCCCCAAUUCUUUUUCGCUAUGUUAUUUGGUCGCUGCUCCUUGAAAUGCCCCUCCACCAACUUGCGAAUGUUGCAUUGAUUUAGGUUUGCUUAUAAAUGCGUCUUAAGGAUUACUCCUGAUGAUUCUUUUGACCCUCGUUUUCUAUUUUGUUUUCGUGCUUUUACGUUUGGUUGAGUAGGGUGGGUAAUUGGGAAUAUGCCAAAAUCUGGUCUUUGAGUUGGGGCAUGUUAGUGACAAAUGCCGACGAAGCCAUCAAAAUGCCAUAAUAGGGGUUGCCCGCAAAAAUUUGAAUAACUCAUAGAAGUUAACUUGUUAGUUGCUAUGUUCUUCAUGCAUUUCAGAAUGGCUUGUUCUGCAUUUCAUCAAAAUACUGGGACACUCCAAUACCAUCACCAGCUGCGGCAAGUCUCUAGCUCGGGGAUCAAUAUUGAGUGUGGAAAUGUAUCGAUGAAAUUUCCUCUCAAGGUGUCUAAACUCGAAAUUGGGCUGUCAAGAAGGGGAGCCUACACAGGUAGUGAGAGAAGUUUAAGAGGAAUUAAAGCUUCAUCUUCUCAGACAUCAGUUGUUGAUCCUGUUUCUUCCCAAUCGAAUGAGGGCACUAAUGAUCUGCGAAAGAAAUCAAGUGAAGCAGCUUUGAUUCUGAUUAGGCAUGGUGAGUCAUUAUGGAACGAGAAGAACUUGUUCACUGGAUGUGUUGAUGUACCCUUAACGAAGAAAGGUGUUGAAGAGGCGAUUGAAGCUGGGAAGAGAAUCAGCAAUAUACCUGUCGACAUGAUAUAUACUUCUGCCUUGAUCCGUGCACAGAUGACUGCCAUGCUUGCAAUGACUCAGCAUCGCCGGAAAAAGGUUCCAAUUAUUAUGCACAAUGAGAAUGAACAAGCAAGAUCAUGGAGUCAGGUUUUCAGUGAUGACACAAUGAAGCAAUCCAUCCCAGUUAUAACUGCUUGGCAACUGAACGAAAGAAUGUACGGGGAAUUACAGGGUCUCAAUAAGCAAGAGACAGCAGAAAGAUAUGGGAACGACAAGGUUCAUGAGUGGCGGCGAAGUUAUGAUAUCCCACCACCUAAUGGGGAGAGUUUGGAAAUGUGUGCUGAAAGAGCUGUUGCUUACUUCAGAGAUUAUAUUGAACCUCAACUUCAAUCUGGUAGGAAUGUGAUGAUUGCUGCCCAUGGGAACUCUUUGAGAUCUAUUAUCAUGUAUCUUGAUGAAUUAACUUCCCAGGAGGUUGUUAGCCUGGAACUCUCAACAGGAAUACCAAUGCUGUACAUAUUCAAAGAGGGGAGGUUCGUUAGGAGGGGAAGCCCUGUGGCACCAUCUGAAGCUGGGGUAUAUGCUUAUACUAGGACUUUAGCUCAGUACAGACAGAAACUAGAUGACAUGUUGAAUUAGAAUCUCAUUGUAAGCUGAAAUCUCAUCUCAGCCAAUGGAAUCGUUUACCUUGUAUCCUUUCCACUUGUAUUUCUUCCUUUUCUUCAUGCGAUGCAUGGUUUUUGGUUUUGCAGGCUUUCGAUCUUGCAACGUAGUCCCGAUACUUGUAAUAGGAAAGAAAAUUUUAGAAGGCUGGUAUCCGUGCUUGUGAACCAAAGUUUGGCAAAUUUGUGUAGUUCUACUAGUGUGUGGGAUUCAAUCAAGAGUUUCAGCUGUUUGUUUCAGGGUAUUUUCCCUCUAAAGCAUGGGUGUGUUAAUCAUAUUUGGAUCAUGUUGAUGUAAUGGUGAGAAAUAAACAAUACCCGUGGAUUGCAAAUUUCUCAUGAUGCUGUUGCCUAACUCCUCCUAACUCAACUCCCAGAGAACAUGGUUAGUUUAGAGUUUUAUUGGUCGCCGAGAACUUAUAAUGCAUCACAAAAGUUCACCUUGCUUGGAUGCCGCCGCUUGAGGGAUGAGUACAAAUUUAGUCAGACGGAUUUGUCCUCUCUCCCUCAGGAAGUGCAGCGUCAGGCAGGCUGAUUAGCGACUGUAAUGGGAGAUGCUCUGAAGCCAUGUUUGCAAUUUUGGGAUCUGCUCGAUUAUUGCGACAAAACUGAAAGGGGCAGUUGAGGGUCUUAAGAUUGCUUGGGACAAAGGGCAUAGGAAAGUUCAACUACAGCUCGACUCAAUGACUGCAAUAUCCAUCAUGAAGAAUUGCAAGGUUCAACUACAGCUCGACUCAAUGACUGCAAUAUCCAUCAUGAAGAAUUGCAAGGAGGGAAACCAUCAACAUGGUUACCUUGCUCAUCAAGUUCGUAAGCUUCUCAAUAGAAACUAGAGAGUUAGUAUCCCCCAUGGUCAUAGAGAAAUGAAUUUUCUAACGUGUAAAGGCAAUUAUUUUGAUUUUGGUACACAUCUAUUCGAUGUGAGUGAUUCGGGUUUGAAUCGAUGGAUCAUUUAUAAUGUAAUGGGCAUUGCCCAACUUCGUUCUAUUAGAUAUAUGAAUUAGGACGUUGUUGCGUCCGUCUUUCUACAAAAAAAAAAAAAAAAAUAUAUCUUGCUAGCCAUUAAUGACCUCGAAGAAGUGUGGGAUCUCUUCGUGAUUAAAGGCCGACUUCUAUAGUCGUGUCUAGAUUUAAUUAGAGUACUAGGAAUUUGAAUGGGCAGGUCGGGUAGGUAUCUUAGUUGUUGAUGCCAAGUUUGGAGGAGUUUGCUUCAAUGUGUUUGAGAUCCGGUAAGUGCCGACUUCAUGGCCAACGUCCGUCACCACCAGCCUCCGAGAUUGACACCUGCAAAAAAGGAUUCGCCGACGGUGGUCGGCGGGACCUGCUCCGAAGCUCAAACUAGUAUUUGAGAGGAGAGUAACCGGGAGCGACGUAUUGAGCUGGCUCUAGAGAGAGAUCUCAUUAUGUGAAAGUGAAUUCUCAGAGGUUAGACCAGCCGCCUAGGAAACAAAAAUGAAUAGCCUAUUUAUAA
Molecule: messenger RNA, 3882 nt
Organism: Linum trigynum
Lineage: Eukaryota; Viridiplantae; Streptophyta; Magnoliopsida; Malpighiales; Linaceae
Source: the annotation of a GenBank genome assembly